AAAAAAAUGAUUACCUCUUACGUACCAUCCUUACGAUAAGGUUUUCUCUAAUCAUUUAAUAAAAUGUGUAGUGUUAGAAUCUCAACCAGUUUUCCCCUGGAAACCUUUCCUCAGCUCAGCUCAUUUCAAUGGCGGAAGCAAAGCUAUUCCUAUUUCAUCUCCUAAUUCUACUGGUAGGUCGCGGCGCGAGCGGAUCGAGCGUCGCGAUUUUGAGCAGCCCGGGAUCGAUCGACAGCCGUAAUCCUCACGUCGAUCUCCGUAUCGAACAAGUUCGAUCGUCGUCAUUGCCGCACGUGCAUCACCACAUGGAUCCUUCAGUGAUUGUGUUCUUCUUCUUGGAGGAUCUGAAACAGGGGAACACAUUACCGAUACAUUUUCCGAAACGGGGAUCAAAUACCUCUCGAAUGCUUCCGAGGGAGGAAGCCGAUUCGAUUCCAUUCUCAUCCCGGGAUCUCGAUUAUCUGCUUCGCCUGUUCUCGUUCAGACAGGGCUCUCCUCAGGCGGUAGCCAUGGAAGACACGUUAAGACAAUGCGAGACGAGAGCCAUCAAGGGGGAGACAAAACUAUGCGCGACAUCUUGGGAAUCCAUGCUCGAUUUCGCGAGGACGAAUUUGGGGAGAGAUUUGGAGUUGAAGAUUCUGUCGACGAUUCAUUUGACAAGAUCGAAUACGCUCCUGCAGAAAUAUACGGUAAAUGGAAUCGAUGAAAUUACGGCAGGUAAAAUGAUGGCGUGCCAUACCAUGCCUUAUCCUUACGGCGUUCUGUAUUGUCAUUACCAAAAGAGUCCGAGCAAGGUGUUUAAGGUUUCACUUACUGGAGAGAAUGGCGAUAAGGUGGAGGCGGUUGCUGUCUGCCACAUGGACACGUCGCAAUGGAGCCAUAAGCAUGUCGCCUUCGAGGUGCUCGGGAUCGAACCGGGGUCGUCGCCGGUGUGCCAUUUCUUUCCAGAAGAUCAUUUUGUUAUGGUUGCUUGAGCUUCUACUACAAACUUAGCUGCAGGUAAGAGAGGUUCUGAAAUAAUUUGAGUUCAGAAAUGGUGUUAAUUCUGAUUCUCUAGUAUUGUUGUGUUCUAGCCAUGUUAUGUGAUCAUAUACUUUCAUUA
This is a messenger RNA of Andrographis paniculata, 1102 nucleotides long. RefSeq names its product BURP domain-containing protein BNM2A-like. Bases 129 to 974 code for a protein of 281 amino acids. Lineage: Eukaryota; Viridiplantae; Streptophyta; Magnoliopsida; Lamiales; Acanthaceae. The transcript has 2 exons. The record is from RefSeq and is a predicted model, not a curated record.